Abrus precatorius (Indian licorice) is the source of this 1016-nucleotide messenger RNA. RefSeq names its product protein RER1B-like. Lineage: Eukaryota; Viridiplantae; Streptophyta; Magnoliopsida; Fabales; Fabaceae. The coding region runs from base 132 to 713 and encodes 193 amino acids. The transcript is spliced from 4 exons. Gene Ontology annotation, cellular component: Golgi membrane. The record is from RefSeq and is a predicted model, not a curated record. Gene Ontology annotation, biological process: protein retention in ER lumen; retrograde vesicle-mediated transport, Golgi to endoplasmic reticulum.
CAGUGAAUAGCAUACAUUACCACCUUCUUUAAGUCUUAACACGAGGAUGAGAUUGAAUCGUUAAACUUUUAAGCUUCAACCAAACCAAACCAUUGUAGUUGUUGAUUCGAUUAGGUGAGUGUGCGAUUUGAAUGGAGGGAAGUGGAGGAGGUGGCAGUGCUUCGUCGCCGGUGAACCAAUAUUGGCACAACUUGUCCAAGCUCUAUCAACAUUAUCUCGAUAAAUCUACGCCUCACAGCGCUUACAGAUGGAUUGGGACCUUGGUAAUCGCAUGCAUCUAUGCUUUGCGGGUAAUUUACGUGCAAGGGUUUUACAUUGUCUCAUAUGGCCUCGGAAUCUACCUUCUCAAUCUCUUGAUUGGUUUUCUAUCCCCUUUGGUCGAUCCCCAACUCGAACCUUCCGAUGCCCCUUUGCUUCCAACCAAAGGCUCCGACGAGUUCAAACCCUUCAUUCGUCGCCUUCCCGAGUUUAAGUUCUGGUAUUCUUUCACGAAAGCUGUUUGCAUAGCGUUUGUGAUGACAUUUUUUUCUCUAUUUGAUGUUCCUGUGUUUUGGCCUAUAUUGCUCUGUUACUGGGUUGUUCUGUUUGUGCUUACCAUGAGGCGCCAAGUUGCACACAUGAUCAAAUAUAAAUAUAUCCCCUUCAACCUUGGAAAGCAGAAGUAUAGCGGCAAGAAAUCUUCUGCUGGUAGCAGUGGAUCACGAGCAGACUAAAACUUAGCUGUGUCAUGAUUUUAAGAACACAGAUCUACAUUGUUAGGUUUUGUGAACAUUCAGGCUAGUUAAUUUUUUCGCACUUUUUUUGAAAGAAUUUGUAUUCAGAGUAUUAUGGAUACCAGUAUGCACUGUGCUACUUGUUUUAUUAUACAUGAAGGCGUGCUAAGAUUGGCAGAGAACUUCAUGUAUUGAUUGGAUUUUCUUGUAAAUCUUUGCUUGUAUUGUGAUUUUGUGAUGCUGUAAUUUUUCCCUGCCUCUGUGCUGUCUUCAUUCUACCCCAAUAUUAUGGCAAAGUUCACC